AAAGUUGUUGAUGCGGUUGUAUUUUGUGCGUGGAUUGAUGGGGAGUUGUAUCCGGGAGGUGGAAGGCGAACCGUGCCACAGAAAAGGAUUAUUGGACUGGCUGUAGCUAUUAGCUAGCGUAGCUUGUGUUUGAUAGCAAACAAGCGGUGUUUGGCUUUGUGUGUUCCAGGAAGAAAAACACGGCUGUGAGUGAGGGAGCUACCGGGAGGACGGUAGUAUGAUACUGGUGGAGGGAAAGCGGCAGGAAGAGGCCCCGUAUCUGCGUCUGGCUGCUACAUCGGAAUCACUCGGUCGGUAACCAGCAGCGGCGGCGGCCACCAUGGGGAAGGAGGUAAACGGCGUGUCACGGAGCCGCUUCGAGAUGUUCACAAACAGCGAUGAGGCAGUCAUCAAUAAGAAGCUGCCAAAGGAGCUGUUGCUACGAAUCUUCUCCUUUCUGGAUGUGGUGACACUCUGUCGCUGUGCCCAGGUUUCACGGUCCUGGAAUGUCCUGGCCUUGGACGGCAGCAACUGGCAACAGAUCGACCUCUUUGACUUUCAGAGGGACAUUGAGGGUCGAGUGGUGGAGAAUAUUUCAAAGCGGUGUGGAGGCUUCUUGAGGAAGCUGAGCCUGCGGGGCUGCCUAGGUGUAGGAGACAGUGCUUUAAGGACUUUCUCCCAGAAUUGUAGGAACAUUGAGUUGCUUAGUCUGAAUGGUUGCACGAAGAUUACAGACAGCACGUGUAAUAGCCUCAGCAAAUUCUGCCCAAAGUUGAAGCACCUGGACCUUGCCUCUUGUACCUCUAUCACCAACCUGUCACUCAAAGCUCUGAGUGAGGGCUGUCCAUUGCUGGAGCAACUGAAUAUCUCCUGGUGUGAUCAGGUCACUAAGGACGGCAUCCAGGCUCUUGUACGGUCUUGUCCUGGUCUCAAAGGUCUCUUCCUCAAGGGCUGCACACAGCUAGAAGAUGAAGCGCUGAAACAUAUUGGGGCUCAUUGUCCAGAACUGGUCGCACUGAAUUUACAGACAUGCUCGCAGAUCACAGAUGACGGACUCAUCACGAUUUGCCGGGGUUGUCACCGCUUGCAGUCCUUGUGCGUGUCUGGCUGUGCAAACAUUACAGAUGCCAUCCUCCAUGCUCUGGGACAAAACUGUCCCCGUCUCAGAAUAUUAGAAGUGGCUCGUUGUUCUCAACUUACAGAUGUCGGGUUCACGACAUUAGCAAGGAACUGUCAUGAGCUUGAGAAGAUGGACUUAGAAGAAUGUGUGCAGAUUACAGACGGCACGCUCAUCCAGCUGUCGAUCCACUGUCCCCGUUUGCAAGUCCUGAGCUUGUCUCAUUGUGAGCUGAUCACAGACGAUGGCAUCAGACACCUCGGCAGCGGGCCCUGUGCUCACGACCGUUUGGAGGUGAUUGAACUAGACAACUGCCCCCUCAUCACGGAUGCUUCCUUGGAGCAUCUGAAAAGCUGCCACAGCCUGGACCGCAUUGAGCUGUACGACUGCCAGCAGAUCACCCGCGCCGGCAUCAAAAGACUAAGAACCCAUCUGCCUAACAUCAAAGUGCAUGCAUACUUUGCGCCUGUGACUCCGCCCCCCUCAGUCGGAGGCAGCCGUCAGAGGUUUUGCCGCUGCUGUGUCCUGCUAUGAUAUAAAACAACCUUCCUUCCCGUUUGUCCUCCUACAAGCUCUCCGUGGUCCAUCAUUUGACCCUUGACCUGCAGUCAUGCUCCCAAUCUUGUCUUAAAGAGUACACAUUGGUGUGACGCUCCCCACUGCCCCCCAACAUCCACCCACAGAGAGGAGGAGAGAGCCAAACAACACUAUUGGGUCCCGGUCCCAAAAUCAUUCCCAAAUCUUGUGGUGAUGCAUAAAACAGCCUCUGACAUCAGUUGAAAUGGAGUAAACGCUAACUCGCACAACACCUGUGGAAGGUCCAACCAUUCCCUGAUGUUGCCAGGCCUGUGCUUUAACAUCCAGACAGUAUUACACAAAGAGAGAGGGAGCUAGAAGCAAAAGUAAUCGAGGGUGCUUUUCAUCAAAUAAAGUAUGAGAUGUUAUUCGGAGGAGAAACAUAAAUCAUCCUCCUCCAACAGGAGAAUGGGGACGGAUGGAAUAUUGAAUAGGCACAAAGCUUCCUUUAUUCACUUUCAGGAUAAAUUCCAUUUAUUUAUUACAACCUUUGUCAAAUUAACAUUAUUAUUAAUCAAGCCUCUGAGUGCUCAACUCACCUUUGAUGAUUGGGCAGCCCUCGUUUGAGGGCGGGUGCUACAGGUGUAAAAUAUGACGCAUAUGUCAUUUUUCUACUUCCAGGGACAAAAACACAGCAUUUGCUGAGUUUUUUGGGCAA
This is a messenger RNA of Thalassophryne amazonica, 2330 nucleotides long. It is a transcript of the gene fbxl20, whose product is annotated as F-box and leucine-rich repeat protein 20. Gene Ontology annotation, biological process: SCF-dependent proteasomal ubiquitin-dependent protein catabolic process. The coding region runs from base 320 to 1630 and encodes 436 amino acids. The transcript has 15 exons. Gene Ontology annotation, cellular component: SCF ubiquitin ligase complex. The record is from RefSeq and is a predicted model, not a curated record. Gene Ontology annotation, molecular function: protein binding. Lineage: Eukaryota; Metazoa; Chordata; Actinopteri; Batrachoidiformes; Batrachoididae.